UUUUGACCCCUUUGGUUAUCGAAAGGCUCUCCCUCUUUCCCUCAAUGCUUUUGUGUCUUUUUUCUCUUUCUCUCUCAUCACUUACAUGAAGAAGCUCCUCCUUCUAUCCAUUGAAGAUAGAUACAUACACACGCAUUUACAUACAGUUUAAAGAGAGAGAAACUAGAGCGAGAAAGCUCUUUGAACUUCAAUUUUGAGUGUUGAUUGCUGUUUCUAGGGUCUCUUUUUUUGCAUGUUUUUGAGCUGAGGAGGAGUUCAGUGCUUUUUUUCUGGUGAAUUUUGGAGGAGGAAGUUUUAUUUUGUGUUUGUUUUUGGAAUUGAUUAGUGUGGAUAUGAGAGAUCUGUGUUGAGAAUUAGUGUACGGAAAUGGCUGCUUCGGAGGUAUCGAUUCAAGGUUACAGCGAGCCGAGUGAUGGUUCUAGGCCGGUUUCAGAUACUGUUAGGAGUAGUUCCGGUGUCGGAAGAGUUGAUGCUGAUACGGCGUUGUACACGGAGCUUUGGCGUUCAUGUGCCGGUCCACUUGUGACAGUACCUAGAGAGGGUGAGCUCGUGUACUAUUUCCCUCAAGGACAUAUCGAGCAGGUUGAAGCAUCAACAAAUCAAGUGGCUGACCAGCAGAUGCCUUCGUAUAAUCUUCCAUCUAAAAUUCUAUGCCGUGUGGUGAAUGUCCUGUUAAAGGCUGAACCAGAUACUGAUGAGGUGUAUGCACAGGUGACUUUGAUGCCGGAGCCAAAUCAAGAUGAGAAUACAGUGAAGAAGGAACCAAUGCGCCCUCCUCCACCACGAUUUCAUGUACACUCUUUUUGUAAGACUCUAACAGCCUCUGAUACAAGCACUCACGGUGGAUUUUCCGUCUUGAGACGACAUGCUGAUGAAUGCCUCCCCCAACUGGAUAUGUCUCGGCAGCCUCCCACACAGGAGUUGGCGGCCAAAGAUUUACAUGGAAAUGAGUGGCGAUUCAGGCAUAUAUUCCGGGGCCAACCUAGGAGGCAUCUUCUUCAGAGUGGUUGGAGUGUCUUUGUUAGUUCGAAGAGGCUUGUUGCUGGGGAUGCAUUCAUAUUUCUUAGAGGUGAGAAUGGGGAGCUUCGUGUUGGAGUUAGACGUGCCAUGAGACAGCAAGGAAAUGCUCCAUCAUCGGUGAUAUCCAGUCAUAGCAUGCAUCUUGGUGUACUUGCAACAGCUUGGCAUGCCAUUCAAACAAAAACGAUGUUCACUGUGUAUUACAAACCAAGGACAAGCCCUACUGAGUUUAUAGUUCCAUAUGACCACUAUAUGGAAUCUGUGAAGAACAAUUACUCUAUUGGAAUGAGGUUUAAGAUGAGGUUUGAAGGUGAAGAAGCUCCAGAGCAAAGGUUUACUGGAACUAUAGUUGGCAUUGAAGAUGCUGAUCCCCAAAGGUGGCUUGAAUCUAAGUGGAGAUGUCUGAAGGUCCGGUGGGAUGAAAAUUCUAGCAUUCCAAGGCCAGACCGAGUUUCACCCUGGAAAAUAGAACCAGCUCUUAGCCCUCCUGCACUUAAUGCACCUCCAGUCGCAAGGCCAAAAAGGCCUAGAUCCAGUAUUUUGCCCUCAUCUCCUGAUUCAUCUGUCCUUACUAGGGAAGGUUCAUCAAGAGUGACAGCAGACCAUUCCCAAGCCAGUGGGUUUCCGAGGGUCUUGCAAGGUCAAGAGUUAUCUACCUUUAGAGGCGGCUUUGCAGAAAGUAAUGAGACAGACUUGUCUGAGAAACCAAUGAUAUGGCAACCAUCAGUGAAUGAUGAAAAGAAUGAUAUUCAUUCUGCAUCAAAGAGAUAUCUUCCAGAUAAAUGGCUACCUUUAGGGAGGCCUGAGUCAUCUCUCACAGAUUUAUUAUCAGGUUUUGGAGUGCCAAAUAACUCCUCCCAUGGGUUCUGUCCCUCUGCGGACCAAGCUGCAUUUGGUGCUAGCUUGGUGAAGCAACAAACACAAGAUCAGGAAAAGGAUUUUAGCUUAUUGGGAAAGCCUUGGUCUCUUCUGUCUUCUGGUCUCUCUCUUAAUCUGAUGGAUUCUGGCUCCAAAGCUCCUGGCAUAGGGGGUGAUACUCCCUAUCAAAUGCGGGGAGAUGCUAGGUAUAGUGGUUAUGGUGAGUUUUCAGUCCUCCCCGGUCAUAGGGUUGCAAAUCAGCAGGGAAGCUGGAUUAUGCCUCAACCAGUGUCGCCUUACAUGCAGCUCUCCUCUCAUUCAAGAGAAAUGAUGCAUAAACCCACUGUAGUAAAGCAACCUGAGGCUGUGAAACCCAAAGAGGGUAACUGCAAACUAUUUGGCAUUCCCCUGACAAGUAAUGUUUGCACAGAUCCUGUUAUGAUGCGGAAAAGUUCAUUGAUUGAUCCACCAAGUGAUAUGAAUAUUGGUAUACACCCUCAUCAAUCCCUUGCCACUGAUUCUGAUCAAAGGUCUGAGCAAUCAAAGGGAUCAAAGGUGGAUGAUGGAAUUGCAGCUAAUGAUCAUGACAAACAAUUUCAUGCCUUUCAUCUUUCUGCUAGAGAUAGGGAUGGUAAAGGUCAUAGUAGUUCUACAAGGAGCUGCACAAAGGUUCAUAAACAGGGUACAGCACUCGGAAGGUCCGUAGAUCUUGCAAAGUUCAACAAUUAUGACGAAUUGAUUGCUGAACUGGAUCAACUUUUUGAUUUUAAUGGUGAACUCAAGGCUCGGAGUAAGAGUUGGCUGGUUGUAUAUACUGAUGAUGAGGGUGACAUGAUGCUUGUUGGAGAUGAUCCAUGGCAGGAAUUUUGUGGUAUGGUUCGCAAGAUUUUCAUCUAUACAAAAGAGGAGGUGCAGCGUAUGAAUCCAGGGACCCUUAAUUCAAAAGGCGAGGACACUUCUUCUGUCGCUGAGGGCUCAGACGCUAAAGAAGUGAAGAAUCUGCAACUUCCUUCUGAAUCUGGUCAAGCAGAAUCUUAGGUUUUCCUCCAAAAUUGAGGUUUAUAAGAUAGCGAGGAGAUGGCUUUUAUCCACCUAGGUGUUACUUUUUUGGGGAUUUUUGAAUAUAACCUACAAUAUCAACUCCCUUUGACUUCUGGAUGGGGAUGCUCUCUUCAUAUAAAUGCAGCUUCAGUAUUUGCAGUUUUGAACCCUUUUUUGGAGCCAAUAUCUGGCCCCUUAUCUAUCUAUACAUAGUAUAUGUAAAUUAUCAGCGUUGGUCAUUAACCUUGCUUCUGCCAAUCUCACUUUGUACAUACCAAUUUCUCUAGCUGUAGCUGUAAGUAAGAUUUCGAUUCUACUAUGUAUGUACCUGCCUUACUGUUGAUUUUUGUGGAAGUGGUAUACAACUGCUUUGGGCAGAUAACA
Solanum verrucosum is the source of this 3303-nucleotide messenger RNA. RefSeq names its product auxin response factor 2A. Gene Ontology annotation, molecular function: DNA binding; protein binding. The coding region runs from base 367 to 2916 and encodes 849 amino acids. The transcript is spliced from 15 exons. Lineage: Eukaryota; Viridiplantae; Streptophyta; Magnoliopsida; Solanales; Solanaceae. The record is from RefSeq and is a predicted model, not a curated record. Gene Ontology annotation, cellular component: nucleus. Gene Ontology annotation, biological process: regulation of DNA-templated transcription; response to hormone.